This is a messenger RNA of Cyphellophora europaea CBS 101466, 1635 nucleotides long. RefSeq lists its product as uncharacterized. Lineage: Eukaryota; Fungi; Ascomycota; Eurotiomycetes; Chaetothyriales; Cyphellophoraceae. The transcript is spliced from 2 exons. The record is from RefSeq and is a predicted model, not a curated record. Gene Ontology annotation, molecular function: protein binding. The coding region runs from base 1 to 1635 and encodes 544 amino acids.
AUGGCGUUCCACGAUGGUGAUCUGCAGAGCGGCAUAGCACUGGCGAUCCAGCAACAGAUGGCGGUGCUUUGCUUCGUUCAUGCAGAUGAUUCGGACAAGUCUCAGGAAUGGGAGGGAGUUCUAUUAUCAAGCCCUUUUAGCGAGCAUAUGCAUGAACAAGUCGUGGCCAUCAGGUUACGAGCAGGAUCUUCAGAAGCAGCCUUCCUCACGCCUAUAGCACCCGUCAAUAGUACACCGGCGGUGAUAGUCAUCAAGAAUGCGUCAUUGCAAGCAAAUAUCCAAGCUGCGGAGGUUACGAUUGAUCAAUUGAGACAGAAGCUUCAGCAACUGAUCGCACCACAUGGCCCAGAACAGUCCAAUGCACCAUCUCUUGCCGAGCAGUCGGAUGAAGUCGUCAAAGACGCAACUCAGGCAGACCCAUCCUCCUCUGGCCCAACUGUUGGAUAUCUCGAUUUGCCGCCGUCUGCUGGUCAACCUAGACUGCCGAAUAAUGCGUACGAUGCUCUACGAGAGUUUACAGAAGGACUCAAGGCUUGUGGGGAGUCACCGGCAAAGAUCUUGGAAGCUCAGCUAGGCGUUUUGAGCAGGCUGCCGAUAUUCAAGGAGGAGGUCCAACGGCUGCGCUCCCUUGACCAAAAUGAUCAACCAGAAUUAUCGCAGACGGCACGGGAUCGUCUAAUGCUUAGACUUCCUGCCGCGGCCAUCAAAGCCCAGAUGAAGGUACAAACAUCGGCUACCUCGGGCCAGGCGGACGCGGCCCCUUCAGCUACCGGGCGAGUAUAUUCUCAACGAUCCACCGCGCCUGCACCUGCCCCCCAGCGGCCGUCAGCGCCUCAGGUGCCCGACCCAGCCUCUCAACCUGAACUCAGCGAGGCGCAACGGGCCCAGCAGAAUGAGUAUCGACAGAUGCAACGCGAUCGAGAGCAGAAGCAGCGAGAGGAGCGUGAGCGAAUCAAGGCCCAGAUCAAAGCUGACAGAGAAGAGCGUCGGCGAAGGGAGCAAGUCCAGAAGCAGAACGAUGAAGCGGCCACUUCUCCGCCUACAGGGGGGACUUUGAAACCAACGGGCAAUGAAGUGCGUGUUCAAGUCCGUACGUUUGACGGCAGCGUCAUACGAGAGACGUUCAAGCCAAUCUCCACCAUCACCACCGACCUCCGGCCGUGGAUCGACUCUGCAAUCGAAUCCAAUGUUCCCUAUGAUUUCAAGCUUAUCCUCACACCGCUACCAAACAAGAAGAUUGAAGCUUCAGAGGAAGAAAUGGCGCUAUCAGAUCUGGGCAUCAAGCACAGCUGCACGUUUGUCAUUGCUCCUGUCCAAGGCUACGUCGAGUCGUACUCUGGCGCCUCUGGUGGUAUCGUCGGUUCGGCAGUAUCUGGAGGCUACAACUUGGUGACGGGCACUGCAGGAGCUCUCUUUGGUGGCUUCAGAAGCAUACUCGGCUACGGCCAGCCUGCAGCCGAAACAAGACCCGCUCAAGGUUCCACACUUGGUGAAAGUGCUGCUUCAAACCAACGGUCUAUGCGCGUCAGGACUUUGGCGGAUCAACGAGCAGAAGACGUUGGCAAGAACGAGUUUUACAAUGGCAAUCAGCUCAACUUUCAGCCCAACAAGGACGAUGACCGCAAGAACGAUUAG